AAAAGUCGCUGCGCUCAAAAGGUAAACAUCCACGACACAUGCCAUGGAGAACGAAAGCUCUUCGCCCUUGGCACGGGCAGCUCGCGCCUUGAUGGAGGCGGACUGGGUGUUGGUGGCCAGUGGAGCAGGCUUAAGUGCGGAUUCUGGGUUGGAGACCUACGAAGCCCUGGGCCCCGACUACGACCAGCUCUGUCGAGCAGAGCUAUUGUACGAGGACACUGAGCGCUUCCAGAACUUUUGGCUCAGCAGCUUGCUGAAGUAUCGUGCUCAAGUGCCGCACGAAGGCUUCCAAGUUCUGGAAGGCCUACUGCGAGAACGAGCAGAUAUGGGCCGAGUGUAUCUUUACACCAGCAACGUGGACGGUCAUUUGAGACAGCUGCGAGGCUUCCCCCUGUGUGAGCUCCACGGCUGCUGUGAGGAUUGGAUUUGCUCCGCUCGUCUGACGCCUGAGGCGGACCAUGCGCCCCGCUGGGCGCGGGUGCGGGCGGCACAGGAGGAACUCUUAAGAGGAGGCACAGCGUGCAGAGAGCCUAUGACAGUCCGGAUGGAAGGUGGCUUGGAAGAGGUGCCUUUGAAGUGUCAUUGUGGACUGCCACUGCGACCCUGUGUUUUGAUGUUCGGUGACGAGGAUGAAGCCUUGCUCCAGCAGCUUCAGAAGGCUUGGGCGCAGUACCAAUGCUGGGAGGAUGCCAUGGAGGAGGAGAUCAGCGGGAGCCAUUUGGUGAUCCUGGAGAUCGGUGUGGGACGCCGCGUGGAGGUGGUGCGACAGGAGUGUGAAGAGGUUUUGCGGGACGUGAAUGACAAGGGAGGGCGAACGACUCUGAUCCGGGUGAACUUGGAUGAAGAGAUCCUCUCACGGACGCCAGCUGCGCAUGGGAGCGAGAUCAUUUCACUGAAGAUGUCUGCCUUGGCCUUUCUCCGGCACAUCGCCCAGCUCGUGGAGCUACAUCAGUGAUUCAACGGAGGCGGUCUUAAUCCUCUCAACUGCCCAACACCUCCAUGGCGCUCACCGCUCCGGCGCGGUUGUGGGUGCGGGCACAGCGCCGCAGCCCGUACGGGCCAGGUGCAUCUCGCGUCCCAAGCCGGGCAGGGUGGUGGUGGUGCGGCUGCAGCAUCCGUGGAGAGCGGCAGAAGUGGGACGUCACUGAGCAGUCAGCGGCUGAGUGGUCGCCUAGUUUGGUUGAUCGGGUGAUAUUGAUUGUCCCCGGUCCAUUCCCUUCUGCAUGGGGAUGCUAUUCUUAAUUCGGUGCCGUGGUGCGGUUAGAUGGUUCGCAAGUUGUGUGUGUGUGUCACACCCUGCUUCUGAGGGUUGCCAGCAGGGGGCAUGAGCACCAUUGCAAGUCUCCUGCUAACGAAGACACUUGGCAAUCGGUGGUGAAACCAGACAUGAUCAGUCUGUCUGGCCUGUACCCCACUCUUCCAUAAAGGGCUAUUAAUGUGAAUGUUCAAACAAUACAGUUUUGGCCGACUCUUCACCUUGCCGUUCCUUCAGCCAAGGUCUAUUGAAGUGAUUUAGAGUGCUAAUGCAUCGGUGAAUCACUAGCUGACUGAAUGCUUGUUGAGCUAUACAUCUAAGUGUGUGGGUUCCGA
Molecule: messenger RNA, 1590 nt
Organism: Durusdinium trenchii
Lineage: Eukaryota; Dinophyceae; Suessiales; Symbiodiniaceae
Source: the annotation of a GenBank genome assembly